Molecule: messenger RNA, 2151 nt
Organism: Saccostrea cuccullata (small rock oyster)
Lineage: Eukaryota; Metazoa; Mollusca; Bivalvia; Ostreida; Ostreidae
Product: kyphoscoliosis peptidase-like
Exons: 9
Coding region: 124-2103 (659 amino acids)
Biological process (GO): cell-matrix adhesion
Cellular component (GO): extracellular region
Molecular function (GO): calcium ion binding
Source: RefSeq, a predicted model, not a curated record
AUAAAACAAGUACAUAUAGACGUAACAUUUCGGCCGUAUUAUUCACCCAUUCUUUUGUCUCCUGAUAAGACCUCCAGACUUCUUACAGAACUAUCAAAGAACCAUUAAACAACUAUAAUAGACAUGGUCAGACAGUCCCUCCUCCUGCUGGUGGCCCUGGUCGGCACCACCCUCGCCGCUAACCCAACCCCUUGCUGCGUCCAUCAUCAGUUCACAGCGGACCUGCUGGAAGUUGGAGGAAAAAUAGACCCCAAGACUGGAACGCCUGAACCAAUUACUAUUCAGUCCAAGCUGUACUACGAUUAUGACGCCAAGAAACAGCGAGUAGACAGAGUGGUGGAGAAUGAUGACGGGACGACAUACAACCUCACUGUAUACGUCGAUUAUAAAGAGCAAAUAGCGCGCUCUAUUGUUUCGGGAACUUGUUAUGUAACUCGUCUUCACAAUCAACCAAUGCAAGAACCGUGUGUACCCGCGACAUCUACAUUCGUGGAGUCCCGUAUAUUGGGACCUGCUAGUAAUGGCGUCAGAGUCAACUCCUUCGUCGCCGAUCUUACAAAGGCCGCUAACAUCACCAUGAAGAUCUCUGUUACAGCAGACGACUGUACCCCCAUCUCGGCGUCAUCGUACGGCGUCAUUGAAGGAGCUAUUGAGGAGAUCACAUAUUUCUUCACAAACCUAGAUUACAGUUUACCUCAUCACGUGUUCCAUAUUCCCGCCUCUUGUCAUGGUGUUCACGUAAGUUUAUCUAAUCACGUGUCCCAUAUUCCCGCCUCUUAUGUAAUAAUCAUGGGAUCUGCCUCAUCCAAACGAAUACAUCCCUCUCAUACCGACUUGAAUGGGGAUUGCCCGAGGGCUGAGUCGGAGGACAAGUUUGCCGCUAUAGAUGAUCAUGCGAGAAAGGCACCAAAAAGGCUGAUGACGUCAGAUGAUGAUCUUGUCGCCUAUCUUUGUGAGGGGACAAAUGAUGACGUAAACAAAAUACGUGCAUUUUAUACGUGGAUUAUCACCAACAAAACUCAAAUACAAGCACUUUCAAAUGAUGAGAGGAAAGGGCAUGGGAGUCUAACAGAGAAGUUCAAUUCACUCACUAGAGUUGCGAAUAUUGAAUCAAAGAUAGUCAAAGGUUUCCACAAAGUUCCAGCGGAUCAGACAAACGCAAACCCCAAUAUCCAUGGAGACCACAGCUGGAACAUCGUUAAUUUGGCGGGAAAGUGGCACGUGGUUGACUGUCAAUGUGGCGCCAGUGAUAUUCGUUUAGAAUCUUUCUAUUUUCUACCUGACCCACAGCAAUUCAUCAGCAAUCAUUUUCCACUUGAUAUCGACCAGUUCUGGCAGUUAUUAACAGAGCCUAUUACACUUGAGCAGUUCAACCUAGCACCUCUUAUAUCUGAGUCCGCGAUCGCGCGUGGUGUUCGGGUAGUGUUUCCAAAGACCCGGGUUGUAAACGUUCGCCAUUCUUUUAUUGUUUCUGUGGACGACACACAAGCUGUGUUGACUGAUUUCGCCGCAGUCUUAAGUUCAGAAGACGGUCUCGCCCACAAUGAAUUCGUUUUCAUCUCUCGGGGCGGAUCCCACUCCUAUUUUGUGAACGUCAGACCCCCGUUUGUCGGUAACUUCCGCCUGACUAUUCUCGGUAAACUUUCAAGCACAAGAAUGGAACCAAUCACCGAGUUCCUUGUCACGUGCUCCUCAGUAAAGAAGCACCUGCGUAAGUUUCCAAAGGAAUACCAGUCAUGGGGAAUCGAACCCAGAUUUCCAGAAUUCACGGACGAAAUGUGUGCCAUUCCACCAGCCUUCCAAGAAGUGAAGGAUGGGAGUUUGGAUUUGUCCAUCUCUACAAAGACAAUGCUCGAUGUGUACGCCUCUCUGAGGUGGUUGGAGGAUGGCCGGAACUUUGACGACUAUAUGGGGACAGACAGCAGUCUCUCGGAGGUCAAACUGAAGUCACUUCUGCCAAAAAAAGGAUUCUACCGUUUGUGCUUAUACCUUAGAAGAGGGGAUAUUUUGUAUCCAGUGCUAAACCUUCUCCUGGAAAACAAGAAAGGGGUCCACUCGACACCUCCCAAUUUCAGUCAAAUCAAUAAAGAUAUACUUAUUUAAAUGUUCUGCAGAUCAAAACAAAAAGAUACCUCGAUCGCCAUUGAUAUA